Molecule: messenger RNA, 2568 nt
Organism: Schistosoma mattheei
Lineage: Eukaryota; Metazoa; Platyhelminthes; Trematoda; Strigeidida; Schistosomatidae
Source: the annotation of a GenBank genome assembly
AUGGGAUCUAGUAACAGCACAGUUGCUAAUGUGUCCAAGGAUGAGCCACUACAAAGAUUUGUAGGGACUGAUGGAAUACCACCUAACAGUGAAUAUUGGAGGGAAUUUUUGUCUUCGGUUGGCUCAACAACAAAAAGCAGCUCUCUCAUAGACUUUGAAAAAGCAAAUAAAAGUUUGCUAAGGGAUUUGAAAAAAAAUAACCUUCACUCUCGUAACAUUCCUAACCUCACGCAAUUUCUUAUAUCAAAGAUGUCAGAAUUAAUAGCCUCAUCAGACAUAUGCGAAGAUACAGUAUUAAUUGCUCAAAAUGGACUACUUAUUCUACGUUUAUCGGUGAAGUACUUGAUGGAGCACUGCUCUGAAGCUAGAUUUUUCUCUCACUUCUCUGUUAAUUCUCCUGAAGGUCCUCAUUGUUUGUCUGUAAUUGAAUGUUUGUUCCCUGUACUUUUCAGGCUCAUAACUAAUCUGCUCAUCCAAGACAAUACUUACUUGUUGCAUUGCGAAGCUCAUUUGUUGUGUAUAGUGUUACUCUCUAGACAAAUGUAUAAAGAACUAUCGGCUCCUCUACCACAAGUCUACGUUUCUGUUGUCUGGGGAAAGUGUGCAUCUCUUGCUCCUGCUUUAGUUUACCGAUUAUUGUCUAACUUUUCUGAAAAUCGUCCUGUCCCAACACUUUUACAUGGCAUUGAACAAUACAGUUUAAUAUGGCGUGCGGCGUCGUCGAUUGCAGGUAGUUUAGUUACAAUCGUCACAUUUGGUGGUUACUUUAGUCGCACUUCCAAUAGUUCAACAAAAUCAGAUAUACAGAACAGUCCGCAUGUUGCAGUUGUUGAACCAGUAAAAAAUAAUGUUUCCACAGAUCUUUUAACAUCAGAAUCUACUAUCAAAUCAAACGAACAGUGUCAUCUAUUGUCAAAUGUCAGCUCACUACUUUUAUUGAUACUUACUACUCAGGCUGGAUCUAUUGAGAAGACUGUAUCAACUUAUUCAGAAAAUAAUAUUAAAGAUUCAAAUUCUUUAGGACGAAAUCCAUAUCGAACAACACUUUUUUCUUUACAAGAUGAAGUUACUCAAAAAUACCAAGUUGAUUUAAUACUGGAUACAACUCACGUGCUGCCAAAGUCAACCCCUCGAUUACAGCCAGGUGGUGCUACAUUAAAUGGACAUUUAAACAUAGUUACUCAAUCACCAUCACCACAAAUAAAUUUCACUGCAAUCUGUGAUACAGCAGCUUCGACAUUGUCUCAGGACAGUAGCCCACUGUUAUUGUACCUUUUAGUUCAUCGAAAUACAAACUUUCAUUCGUUCAUUAUGCAAGAGCGGGGUUAUGAGAAAGUGCUUCCACCAUUAUUAAAUAUUCUAUAUAAAUCCCAAUCACAUAAUUCACAUCUUGUCUACAUGGCAUUAAUUCUGUUGUUGAUAUUUACGGAAAAUGAACAAUUUGGACGCGAUAUUCACACAUCAGAUAUUAAAUGGGUUCAGUGGUCAACAAGUCGUCGACUUUCGAAUGUUUCAUAUGGAAGCUUAACUGUAUUAGUUCUUUGUCGUACCAUUCAAUACCAUUUGAACCAAUUGAAGGACAAAUACCUUCAUGUUAAUAUUUUGGCAACUCUAGCAAACUUAUCCCCCCGAAUUACUAAACUUCAUCCUCAUGCAUGUGAUACACUAGUUGGUUUACUGCAAUUAUUGAUCAAGCGUCAUAAUAAAACUGUGGACAUUUUGCGUAAAAUGUCUGAUGACAACCAAUCACAAUCGGCUGCCGAAAUCACUAAGCUUCUAUCAAAUACAUCACUUAUAUCAUCUAAUACACAGGAAGAAAUGGUUCAAGAAUUAGCCUUACUUGAAGAAGUAAUUCGAAUGCUGUUAGAAAUUAUCAAUUCAAUUCUUACACAUACGAUGGUGUCGAAUCCAGAUUUAAUUUAUUCUCUUUUGUAUAAAAGGGAUUCAUUUACAUCACUUCGUUCACAUCCAUCGUUUCAGAAUGUGCUACAAAACAUUGAUAUUGUUUUAACUCAUUUUUCAAAGAAAAUUGAAUUAGAAUUAGGACCUCAACCAACUCAACCACAAGCUGUUAUGCAAGUGAUUAUAAAACAUGUUGGUAAUACUCAAAGAAGUUGUAAUCUGAAAAAAUUCCCAGAUCUGAAAUUUAAAUAUGUAGAAGAAGAAUCCCCAGAUGAAUUUUUCAUACCAUACGUUUGGUCUGUUGUACGACGCCAGUCAGGCAUACAUUUUAAGUCUGAAUCGCUAUUGUUAUUCUCGGCUGCUCCUCAAAACAUUCAAAAUACAACUGAAAACGACGACAUUAGUGAAGACAAUGAUAGUGUUAUGAAUAAUGGCGAAUCAAAUCAUGAGCAAGUACUGGUAUAACCAUGUCAAACAAGUUUUUUGAACAACCCUCGUUCUAUGAGUGCUUGCUGCUAAUUCUGUUGUUAAAUGUGUUCAGUGUCAUGAUUUUGACGAUAAUGAACUUUUAUGAAAUUUCCUCUUUCAGCUGUCUGUGAUCAAUAUCAUGGUUUCGUUUGAAUUUAGUUCUUUUUUUCUUUUCUUCACUUUCAAUUUUGUUUCUAG